AUGAUGACUCACCUCUCGUUUCGCUCCUGGUGCGACCACUGUGUCGCUGGAAAGUCCAGGGAGGACUCUCACCCGUUGCGAGAGGCACGGAAGUGUAAGGGCGAGGUCCCCCGUUUCUGCGUAGACUAUGCCUUUUUAGGCAGCGCGUUGAAGGGCGAGAUGCCUAAGACGGCAGAGGCGUUAAAGGAGCCCCUUGACGCGGAGGACGCCCAACGACCAAUACUGGUCAUGGUGGAUCAGGAGACGGGAGCGACCUUCUCCUACUUGGUCACAAAGGGGGUCAACAACUACGCCGUUCAUGUUAUGAACGAGGCCCUCAAGUUUGCGGGAAGACAAAGGGUGAUCAUCAUGUCGGAUGGCGAGCCCGCGAUCCGAGCCGUGGUGGAUACGGUGGCCAGACAGGCCGGAAGGGAAACCCAGGUGCAGCACGCACCAAAGGAAACACAUGGACCCAGUAACGGGGCAGCCGAACGAGCUAUCCUAGAGGUGGCCAGGCAGGCCAGGACGCUGGUCCAUGCCCUCGAGACACGUUAUCCUGGAUACCAACUCAAGGGUGACAACGAGGUGUUUCCUUGGGUGAUUCGCCACAGUGGUUGGCUUAUCACCCGGUUCCUGAUCAAGGCUGAUGGAAAGACGCCCUAUGAACGGCUGAAGGGCCGAGAAUACAAGGGCGAGAUAGUGGAUCCACUGGAAACUAUCCACUACAAGAUCGACAAGGAUCAAAGGGGCAAGCUGGAUGCCCAAACUUCCAUUGGCAUUUGGUUGGGUAAGACCCUCAGUGCAGAUGAGCACGUUGUGGGAACUCCGCAGGGCAUCCGAAAGUGCCGCUCGGUCUGGAGGAGACCGGAGCCCAGGAGAUGGGAAAAGCACCGCUUGGAGGCGGUGACGGGCACACCCUGGCAGCCCAAGAGCCAGGCGUUGGUGGUACCGGGUGACAACAGGCCAAUCACCCUGCCAGACGGGCGCAAGGGGAGAUCUGUAUACAUCACCCUGGAGCGCCAGAUCAAACGUGGCCCAACGCCAGGCUGUCCGGGAUGCAACUGCUCUGCAGGAGAAGUGAAGCCACACAGCCCAGAGUGCAGGAAGAGGUUCGGUGAACUCUACCCUCGAGAGGCCACAGGCUACAGCACAGAGCCAGGCGAAGAAGGGGCGGAUGCAAUGGACAUCUCCGGGGCUGGUGCUUCCGCCCGCCCAGGAAAGCGAGCCACAGGGUUCGGGGGGAACCGACGCUGUGCAAAGCCGCAAGGACCUCAAGAAGCAGUUGGCCGACAAGCCAGGGAGCGGAGAGAAGCCGCGCAGCAAGCGCAGGAAGAGCCUGAAAGGUUCAGGCUUACACAGAAGGGCUCCAAGAGAACUGCAGAGGUUCCCGUGGAAGAAGCGGUUGCUGAAGCAGCCGCGGAAGAGGUGAUAGGGGAGGCGCUUCCUGUUGAAAAGGUCAAGAAAGCGCGUGGCCGUGAGCUUGACAAGAUGCUAAGGAGGACAUCACCUGGGAAGAGGCUAAAAGCCGAGGAAGUCAACGUGAGCCAAAGGGAUGACGUGGCGUCCGGAACGCCUCCGUUGAAGGCCCACCGGAUGGUCCUGUCCCACGCGGCUACCAAGGCUCCAGGCGCGCGUGCUAACAAGAAGCUUAUCGCCAGAUACGACGUAUCAGUGGCAUUCUUCCAUGCAGGCUCAACAGGGAAGAUUGCUGUGGUUCCACCAAAGGACUUGGACCAGAGUCGCUUGUGGUUCCUGAACAAGGCGAUGAAUGGAACGCGGGAAGCGUCCAAAGAAUGGGCAGCAAAGAUCCUCAAGAACACCCUGUCCAUGACCUCAUGGUGUGCUGCCAUGGGGGUAAAGAUCCUCCCCAAGUUGGGGCCGCCAGAGCAUGGCGGAGAGUGCUCCGAGGGCACACAUCUGCAUCGGAAGCUUACCUGGAGCAGGGAAGGCUACAGCGGAAAAGGGGUUGACACCCCAGCCUCCAAGGAGACAGGAAAGAACGACAGGUUUGCGGAGGAGGAGCUGUCGCCUGAGGAGGCCAGUGAGUUCCGAAGGCUCGCGGGGACAGCGCUGUAUCUGAGUCUUGACCGGCCCACGAUACAGUUUGCAAUAAGCGACAUUACUGCAGGAAUGGCCAAGCUGCGUCGCAUUCACAUGCACCGGCUCAAGCGCCUAGCCCGCUACCUACUCAAGUUUCCGUCGGAGGUGUGGGUCUACAAGUACCAGGAGGCAGAGUACUAUGCCUUGACCCGUGGUGUAGCGGCAGGCCGCAUAUCGCAACAGAUCUGGGAGAUCAUUGGCUACAAGCUUCCGCUGGUGGCCAAGACUGAUUCGACAGCUGGGAAGGGCAUUGCCCAACGAAAGGGGAAGCACCUGGAGCUCAGGGAGCUCUGGCUGCAAGACUACGUGCAGCAGGGCAAGGUGCAAAUCCGGAAGGAAGCCACCACAACAAACGUGGCUGAUCUAGGAACUAAGGCCCUAAACGGCCCUAGGAUCACGGAGUUGACCAGGAUGCUGCCUCUCCGAAGGGGCUUCGUGGCAGCGAUUCUGGCAAUGUGUUUGAACGUGGCUGCGGCACAACCGCAGGAAGAAGAAGUCAGCUUCGAUGCUGCAGGCUUCUGGGUGUACAUGCUCAUUGUGCACCUCUUGGCCCUGAUUGGGCUGGUUCAGGUCGAACUCGUCGACACAAACGAGUGGUACAGUGCAG
This is a messenger RNA of Symbiodinium sp. CCMP2456, 2686 nucleotides long. The record is from the annotation of a GenBank genome assembly. NCBI's taxonomy places the organism in Eukaryota, Dinophyceae, Suessiales, Symbiodiniaceae.